Messenger RNA from Alosa alosa (allis shad), 4444 nucleotides. Its product is annotated as dynein axonemal heavy chain 5-like. Gene Ontology annotation, biological process: microtubule-based movement. Gene Ontology annotation, molecular function: dynein intermediate chain binding; ATP binding; minus-end-directed microtubule motor activity. Lineage: Eukaryota; Metazoa; Chordata; Actinopteri; Clupeiformes; Clupeidae. The record is from RefSeq and is a predicted model, not a curated record. Gene Ontology annotation, cellular component: dynein complex.
GCCAACCUGAAGCUGCAGGAGGCGCGUCUGGUGGUGGCUCAGUCGGAGCUGGCCCAGGCUCAGGAGCAGCUGGACGCCAAGCAGCGUGAGCUGGACGCCGCCCAGGCCCUGUACGACGACGCCAUGCGCGAAAAGCAGACGCUGCUGGACGACGCCCAUGCCUGCCGACGCAAGAUGUCCAACGCCAUGGCGCUCAUCGAGGGCCUGGGAGGGGAGAAGAUCCGCUGGACAGAAAGCAGUGCUGAGUUCCAGAGGCAGAUCAGCCACUUGGUGGGGGACGUGCUGCUGGCCACAGGGUUCCUGUCGUACGCCGGCCCCUUCAACCAGGAGUACCGCAACCUGCUGCUACAGCAGUGGACAAUAGAGAUGACCGCCCACCGCAUCCCCCACAGCCAGGGCCUGAAUGUGAUCAGCAUGCUGGUGGACAACGCCACCAUCGGGGAAUGGAACCUGCAGGGCCUGCCCAGUGAUGACCUCUCCGUCCAGAACGGCAUCAUCGUCACGAAGGCCUCCCGCUACCCCCUCCUUAUCGACCCACAGGGUCAGGGCAAGAUCUGGAUCAAGAACCGGGAGAACAACCACGACUUACAGGUGACAUCCUUGAAUCACAAAUACUUCCGCUCCCACCUUGAGGACUGCAUGUCUCUGGGGCGCCCCCUGCUGAUCGAGGACGUCAGGGAGGAGCUCGACCCUGUGCUGGACAACAUCCUGGAGAAGAACUUUAUAAAGUCAGGAUCCACCUAUAAAGUGAAAGUGGGGGAUAAGGAGGUGGAUGUCAUGAAUGGCUUCACCUUGUACAUCACCACCAAGCUGGCCAACCCAGCCUACACGCCCGAGGUCAGCGCCAAGACGGCCGUUGUGGACUUCACCGUCACCACACGGGGCCUGGAGGACCAGCUGCUGGGCCGCGUCAUCCUCAUCGAGAAGCAGGAGCUGGAGUCUGAGCGUGUGAAGCUCCUGGAGGAGGUGACGUCGAACAAGCGCAAGAUGCAGGAACUCGAGGACAACCUUCUGUACCGACUGACCAGCACCGAGGGCUCGCUGGUCGAGGAUGAGUCCCUCAUCGAGGUGCUUCGGGUUACCAAGAUGACAGCGGAGGAGGUUAGCGAAAAGCUAACGGUGGCAGCGGAGACUGAGAUGAAGAUCAACUUUGCGCGGGAGGAGUACCGGCCAGUAGCCACCAGGGGCAGCAUUCUCUACUUCUUGAUCGUGGAGAUGAGCCUGGUGAACAUCAUGUACCAGACGUCGCUGCGGCAGUUCCUGGGUCUCUUCGACACGUCCAUGGAGAGGUCAGCCAAGUCCCAGAUCACGGCCAAGCGCCUCGGCAACAUCAUGGAGUACCUGACUUACGAGGUGUUCAUUUACACGGCACGGGGCCUCUACGAGAACCACAAGUUCCUCUUCACUCUGCUGCUGGCGCUGAAGAUCGACCUGCAGGCCAAGAACAUCUCCCACUGCGAGUUCCAGACCUUUAUCAAAGGCGGCGCUUCUCUGGACCUGAACUUGGUGGAGGCCAAGCCGCGGCGCUGGAUCCUGGACGUGACGUGGCUCAACCUGGUCCAGCUCUCGGCCCUGCCCCCCUUCACCGGUCUGCUGGCGCAGGUGGCCCACGCUGACCGCGCCUGGAGGAUGUGGUUCGACGAGGCCGCGCCUGAGGAGGCGCCGCUGCCGGGCGACUACGAUAAUCUGCUGGACGCCUUCCGGAAGCUUCUGCUCAUCCGGAGCUGGUGCCCAGAUCGCACCAUCGCUCAGGCCAGGCGCUACAUCGCCGACUCGCUGGGCGGCCGGUAUGCGGAGGGAACGGUGUUGGACAUGGAGGCUGUGUGUGUGGAGAGUGAUGAGAGGACGCCUCUGGUCUGCUUCCUGUCCAUGGGGUCCGAUCCCACCGAGAACAUUGAGAAGCUCGCUAAAGCCAAGGCGGUCCCGUGCAGGCCCAUCUCCAUGGGUCAGGGCCAGGAUGUCCACGCCCGCAGACUGCUGUCCCAGAGCAUGGGCGACGGAGGCUGGCUGCUCCUGCAGAACUGCCACCUGGGCCUGGACUUUCUGGACGAGCUGCUGGACACCGUCACCACCACCGAGAACGUCCACGAGGGCUUCAGAGUGUGGAUCACCACCGAGGUCCACCCCAAAUUUCCCAUCAACCUCUUGCAGUCGUCCAUCAAGUUCACCAACGAACCUCCCCAAGGUGUGAAGGCGGGUCUGAAGAGGACAUAUGGCGGCCUGACUCAGGACCAGCUGGAGAUCUCCAACAUGCCCCAGUGGAGGCCACUGCUCUACGCCGUCGCCUUCCUCCACACCACCGUGCAGGAGAGACGCAAGUUUGGCCCUCUGGGUUGGAACAUUCCGUACGAGUUCAACCAGGCCGACUUCACGUCCAGCAUGCAGUUUGUCCAGAACCACCUAGACGAGGUGGACGUGAAGCGUGGGGUGAACUGGAGCUGUCUGCGCUACAUGCUGGGUGAGGUCCAGUACGGAGGCCGGGUCACCGACGACCUGGACAAGCGCCUGCUCAACACCUUCGCCCGCAUCUGGUUCAGCGACAACAUGUUCGGAGACAGGUUCUGCUUCUACAAGGGCUACACCAUUCCAAAAGCCAAGACUGUGCAGGACUGCCUGAGUCAUAUAGAUGCACUGCCACUGGUGGAUUCACCUGAGGUGUUUGGCCUUCACCCAAAUGCUGACAUCACCUACCAGACCAACCUGGCCAAUGAGACCCUGAGCACCAUCAUCAGCGUCCAGCCCAAGGACAGUGGCGCAGGGGGCGGGGAGACACGAGAGAGCUCCGUGCAGCGGCUGGCCAACGAGAUGCUGGACAAGCUCCCGGCCGACUACGUGCCGCACGAGGUGCGAAUCCAUCUGCAGAAAAUGGGAGCCUUCCAGCCAAUGACCAUCUUCCUGCGGCAAGAGCUGGACCGCAUGCAGCGAAUCAUCGGAAGAGUGCGGAGCACCCUGACUGACCUCAAGUUGGCCAUUGAUGGGACCAUCAUCAUGUCCAUUUCUAACGUUAGGGACCAUCAUCAUGUCGGAGGACCUGCGGAACACGCACUGGACAGCAUGUACGAUGCGCGAGUGCCGUGGCUGUGGCAGAAGGUGUCCUGGGAGUCGUCCACGCUGGGCUUCUGGUUCACAGAGCUGGUGGAGCGCAACCAGCAACUCCACGGCUGGACUUUCGGCGGCCGACCCAACCAGUUCUGGCUCACCGGCUUUUUCAACCCCCAGGGCUUUUUGACUGCCAUGCGUCAGGAGACCACACGCAUGAACCUGUCCAAAGGCUGGGCACUGGACACGGUGGUCCUCCAUAACGAUGUCACGCGCAUGAUGAGAGAGGACGUCACUGCCCCCCCACCCAGCGAUGUCGGGGGCGUCUACGUCUACGGACUCUUCCUGGAGGGAGCCGGCUGGGACAAGAGGAAUGCUAAACUCACUGAGUCUUCUCCCAAGGUCCUCUUCACACCACUGCCCGUGGUGCACGUGUACGCCAUCAGCAGCACCUCCCCCCCUGACCCCAAGAAGGCCGCGGCCAUCAGCCUCUACCCCUGCCCCGUGUACAAGAAGCCCCGGCGCACUGACCUCACCUUCAUCUUCUCCCUCCUCCUCCGGACCAGCCAGCCCGUGGAGCACUGGACACUGCGAGGGGCGGCUUUGCUCUGCGACUGCAAAUGAACAAGUAGCUAAAACACCCCUGGUGCGUUUUUAGCUAAAGCACCCCUGAAUGCCAUUUAGCUAAAGCGGCCCUCUUGCGUUGGCCAUUUAGCUAAAACACCCCUGGUGCGUUGGCCAUUUAGCUAAAGCAGCCCUCUUGCGUUGGCCAUUUAGCUAAAGCAGCCCUCUUGCGUUGACCAUAUGCUGAUGUGUUUCUUGGGAGUGGUUUGGGAGUAUUCCAACCAAGCAGCAACACACAUGAUUUCUCUCCAAAUUUCUCACCUAAUCAACAAACAAAAUGGAUGGAGCAAGUCAUGUGUGCUGUGCCUGGUGGGAAUAACGAUCAGUAGCUAUAGCGACAGUCAGCUGCUGAGAGCGCUGAGUGUGUCCUUUGCUUGUUAUGAUUUGCUCUUUAAUAUGUAGUGGAUGGCGACCUAAUUAGGAUGUAAGUGAUCAUGACAAUGACAAAGAAUGUAUCUAAUGAGUUUACAAUGGAACUACACACUUUUUACAUUUGAAAAAUCAAAUUAAUUCUGAUAAAUAGAUAUUUUAGUAACUAGGUCAAUUAUGCUAAUUGGGUGUUAGCCAGGUCAAUUAGUCUAUUUCUAUGCAGGGCGCUGUUCUUGGGAUUCUAGUGGCCUGUACUGACACUGAGUCCAGCAGCAGUUUAGUUUUGUCUUUCCUCACAAAUAGCAGCACUUGAAGAAUAUGGUGAAGGUUCAUGAUUAUGUUUUGCAUUUUUAUUAGCUGUUUUCCAAAUAUAUCACCAGAGAAUAAAAACAAUGCAAAAAGUAUCACAAAA